This is a messenger RNA of Dinoponera quadriceps, 2850 nucleotides long. RefSeq lists its product as uncharacterized. The transcript is spliced from 2 exons. The record is from RefSeq and is a predicted model, not a curated record. NCBI's taxonomy places the organism in Eukaryota, Metazoa, Arthropoda, Insecta, Hymenoptera, Formicidae. Bases 1 to 2850 code for a protein of 949 amino acids.
AUGCUGCCCGACAAAAGGGACGAGACUCGUCCACCGAAAACCAGAUUCAGUUUUCGGGACAGAUCAAAGGAGAUGCGUAUGACCUGUAUACCACGACUCAAGAGCUUCCCUGCCGAGAAGAUCAAGAAACUAGAUAACCUGCCGAUGUUUUCGUCCGAGUCAAUUGGCGUACCACAAGAUGAAGUUUCCUUAGUAGACUCGCCUGUUGGGAUUGCGAACUGCGACCGUGGCGACGGAAUGUCUGCCGAAUUAUCGCCAGGAUAUCAGCAAUUCAAGUCGCAGUGUGCGUCAAUCAUGAAUCAGCAACAGGUUGUACCGAACCAUCGGCAGACCGAUCAAACGAGACCACAGUCCGACAGUUUGCAGACUGGACAAAUCGGAUCUACUAAAGAGCAAGUUUAUCGUACUUUCGCAGCGAGUGCCAACCAAGAAGCAGUCGUGCGCGAUCGGUCACUUCCAAAUUCGCCGACGAUGGUCAACCAGUCGGUGAUCGUUGAAAACUCUCGCACACGAGGCAUGAAGCGGGCCUUCGAGCGAUCCCCGUGCGCAGGCAUCGAUCGACAUCGCGACGAGGAUGCCGUUCUCGACACCGACUAUGAAGAGCAACCGGUCGGCGGCCGAAACGCGGCCAGUUACAAACAAAUGAUCAUGCAGAUGCAGCAACAGAAGCAGGACGCGAGUAACUGUCAAGGUAUCCAGUUGCAAGGCGCUCGUCGAACACCGUCGCACGAUCAGUCCUCAGAGAAUCCUCAGCAGCCGAUGUAUCAGCAGCUUCAGCGCGACGCGUAUCAUCAACAAAUAUCGCAGGCGUCCCAUCACGCGCUAUCGACCUCCAAUCAGCAAGUGCACAGUAAUCCCGGGGUACACUGUAAUUACCUGAAUCAGCGAUUAUCCACGGCACAAUUAGCUCCCGCGCAGGGAAUGACCUCGCCGCAGGACAUGACGAUGAGCCAGAUGAGGUUGAUGCGACACAAUCUGCCGGUCCAUCAGCAGAGUCUCGGCUACCCCAUCGGUCAGAGCGCGUGGCUGCGGGACGAGCGAUGUGCGAGUCAGCAACAAGCGCCUCUGCCUCAAUGGAACUGUUAUCACCAGAAUCCCGCGCCGAAUUCGAGCUGCUGUCGACAGUACCCGGAGAGUCAAGAUCAGUCUAUGUCGUCACGGCAUCAGACGAGUCGCAAGGCUGUCGUCGACCAGCAACCCGGCGCAGAAGUUCACGGCCGACAGCACAGCAGCAAGAAGACGCUGCAAUUCACGCCGGACAUGAUUCACGAUCAGGAACUGCUGGUGUCCACCAUGCGGCAGCAAUGCGUGCCGCACGACGUGAUGCGCCGUCAAUUCGACGCGUUGCUGAACGAGCAACGCAGGCACUUGGCUUAUAUUGCGCAAUUUCAACAACAGACCGCCGACGCUGAAGCGGAGAUCAAGAGGACGUGCCGAUUAAUACGAAGGAGGACGGAGAACGACGAGAAGCCGGAGUGGAUGGUGCACAUCACGCCGUCGCGGAUCUCGUACAGCGAUCUGGAGAGAAUAAAAUCACAGCAGAGAAUCCUAAGGCCCUCCGAACAGCAGCCGACGAACGCUCAAUCGCCAGAAGUUGGCGGGACAAUGCCUGCUCAGCAACAACAACAGGAUUGCCGACAGCCGAGAGAGGAGACAAGCGCUCAGGCGGUUUUACCUCAGCGAAUGUACUUGCGCAUGGAUCCUCAUCCGUGGCAGCAGCAAACAGCCGAUUGGUCGCGCAGAGACGAACAUCGGGCGCCCUGCGUAGGCUGUUAUCCUUACAGUCACUUGCAAAAUGCACCGAACCACUUUUAUCAGAAGCAAGGUUUUGACGGAUACGAGCAGUGUCCGGAACGCUUUUACCAGUACAACGCGCCUCAUAACUCGUGCCAAACGCAUCCUGAACAUCAAAAGGUCUGGUCCGAGCAACACAAUGCGACCUCGUUGAGACCGAUUGACAAACAGGCAGAAUCAAGGGAUACCGUGCGCGAACGAGGCGAGAGGCCCAUUGAGUCCUCCAGUCUGCUAAAGAUGCGCACGUACAGGGAAGUAAUCCGCCCUCAGAAGCGCAACAACGGCCUGCAGGAUCCGGUUACUAUUCAGAGAACGCUCGAGACGCUGAAAGAUCCGGCAAGUAGGAAGGGUCUCGAGUACUUGGCUAAUUUGGCGAGGAAGAAACCCGCGAUCAAGUUAAACGGGACUCAAGAGCCUGACGAAAUCCCGGAGGACCUGCGACUGCACCAAGCCUCCUUGGAGAACUCGCAAGCCCCGAAGAGGAUCUCGUCGAAUGGUCUGGAGAACAACAGGAACCCGGACAAUCCUGUGCCGCGCGUCUCGCGAUUCGGAAGAUUCGACGAGCCCGUGAUGAUGGAGUACCCGCGCCAAAGGCAAGGCCCGAAGACCUGUUACGACGGUGCGUCGGCCGAGAUGGCUGCGAGAAGCUCGCAGCAACGAGAUCACGCGGUCCCCCAGGACGCACGAUCGAUUCCUUGCGAUCGAGCGAAUCUGCCCGCGCCUACAACGUUAGCACGUCCCGACAAUCACGCCGUGAACCUCCAAUACGGAGGCACGCCGCAUUAUCAGCAGAUGCAGCGGUGCUAUCACAACAGGCAGAUUCUAGCGAGCAACAAUGGCGGCCAAGGUGACGGUAUCGCGAGCAUAGAGCGGCCCGACGCACCGGCGAUGGGAAUUGAUCGCGCCGGCGGUGAUACACUUGGCGAGAACCCGAGCGCCGAGGAGGCGACCAAGCGCGGCUACGGGGAGCGAUCGAUGCCGGGGACGAGCCCUUACGGCCGAGCGGAAAUCCGCGACGCGAGGAUCAUCGAUUGCGCCGGGACGCGUCUUUUCUAG